AUGCUGCUGAGGCUGAUGCUCGCCCUCCUGUGGAGCCCCGCCUGCUGGGCAGCACAGAUAUACGGGACUGGAGGAGGCAAGUACUUCAGCACGUCCAGAAACCCUGAAUAUGAGAUCACCGGAGUCCGGGUGACCAGAGGCGCCCUGGGCAUCCUGCGGAGUAUCCAGGUGAAAUACGGACCCUCCUGGGACACCGUGUACGGCAACAAGUUACCCGGAGACACGCAGGAGUUCAUCCUCUCUCCGGGGGAGCACAUCAUACAGAUCUGGGGCUCCUACAAAACCUUUCUCCGGUCCCUGACCCUGUACACGGAUAAAGGCCGCUUUGCCACAUUUGGGAGAGACGAUGGUGCAUCUACCUUCAUCGUCUACCCCAACAAGGAGUGGGAGGUGCUCAAGGUCGUCUGUGGCCAGUAUAAGCUUUUAGGCCUCACGGGCCUCUGCUUUGAGUGGGCUGUUACCUUGGGGUUUCAGGUGAAGAGCGGGCCUAAUGACUCGCUCAUCCCCAGGGCUCCACUUGCCGCCGCCGGGCUCACCCACGGGCCUCCUGGAGACCACAAGCGCAAAUGCUGUUAG
Messenger RNA from Hyaena hyaena (striped hyena), 576 nucleotides. It is a transcript of the gene ZG16B, whose product is annotated as zymogen granule protein 16B. Bases 1 to 576 code for a protein of 191 amino acids. Lineage: Eukaryota; Metazoa; Chordata; Mammalia; Carnivora; Hyaenidae. The transcript has 4 exons. The record is from RefSeq and is a predicted model, not a curated record.